CAAUUUUUAUAUUAAUAAAAUUCUCUCUCUCUUAUAAUUCAAGCAAAUAGGGUUAAGAACCAAAAGAAUAUCAAAGAGUGAAUAGCCAAAGAGAAAGAUGGGGAGAGCUCCUUGCUGUGACAAAGCAAAUGUGAAGAAAGGGCCAUGGUCUCCUGAAGAAGAUGCUAAGCUCAAAUCAUACAUACAACAACAUGGCACUGGUGGCAAUUGGAUUGCUUUGCCUCCAAAAAUUGGAUUGAAGCGUUGUGGGAAGAGUUGCCGUCUAAGGUGGUUGAACUAUCUUCGCCCUAAUCUCAAGCAUGGUGAUUUCUCUGAAGAAGAAGACAACAUUAUUUGUAGCCUCUAUGUUAGUAUUGGAAGCAGGUGGUCAGUUAUUGCUGCUCAAUUGCCAGGAAGAACUGAUAAUGACAUAAAGAACUAUUGGAACACAAGGCUCAAAAAGAAGCUUCUUGGGAAUAACAAGAACCGCCGCAACAAAGAACAGCAACACUUACAAGCAUGUAGCAAUAAUGGAAUCAACAAGCAACAAGAAACAUCAUCAAUUAAUGGAGGGAGUGUUAUUAUUGGUGAUGAUUCCUUCUCUUCCUUAUUGGUUCAUGAAAAUAGUAGUACUACUCAUCAACAACAACAACAACAAUGUUAUUGGCCACACUUCAUGCCAGUGUUGCCAAUACCAAAUUUGCCAUAUAGCACAACAAAUAAUAACCAACAAUUCUACUUAGGAUCUUCUUUCAAUGACCAAGAUUCCAUCAAGAAACUACUUAUCAAGCUUGGAGGGAGAUUCCAUAAUGAUGUUGAUUAUGAUAAUUACCAUCCUACCCUUGGUGAUGGAUUAUUGAAUCAUCUUCAUCAAUCACAAGGUACUACUACUACUACUUAUUAUUCUAAUAAUUCAACACAACAACAAGUAGUUUAUCAUCAAGAACAAAUACAAUUUGAUGAUGGUAAUAAUGGACUUCAUCAUGAUGAAAUGGUGCAAAGAAAAGGAAACCUCAACAAUGAAAUUGAAGAAGAAAUGGUGGGUAAUACUAAUUUUAUUCCACAAAGAUUAUUAAAUAAUGGGUUGGAGUUCUUACAUGGAGACAUGGUUUUCAGUGAGGAUAAGAUUAUAAUAGGCUCUAGUACUACUAGGCCUAAUUGGGGUGAGAAUAGUAGUGGCAAUUCAGUAAUUGACCACCCUCUUAUUUCUUCUUCAAAUUACCAAGAAGAUGAAGGUGUAAGGGCAUCAGAAGAAUGUGGUUUGCAAGAGUAUAGCACUAUAGCCACCAUGAGGAGCAAUAGUAGCAAUAGCAUGCUUCAUGUACAAUAA
Arachis duranensis is the source of this 1309-nucleotide messenger RNA. Its product is annotated as transcription factor RAX3-like. Bases 98 to 1309 code for a protein of 403 amino acids. The record is from RefSeq and is a predicted model, not a curated record. The transcript is spliced from 3 exons. NCBI's taxonomy places the organism in Eukaryota, Viridiplantae, Streptophyta, Magnoliopsida, Fabales, Fabaceae.